AGCAACACGGGGCUGAUCACUGGCCGUGGCCGCUGCUUCCACGCACACACACGCCGCACACGUCCCGCACAUCAGCUGCUCUGCUCCGACGCUCCUCGCCGGAUUCACAGCCGAACAAAAGGAGGGAAGAGGACACGACCGGCCGCCGCAUCCCGGGGAAGGUAGGUCAGUGAUGGUCAGUGCUGGUUAGAGCCUGCAGCUGAGGAUGUCUGCCACAGAUUCGGACAACUCCAUCGACUGGCUGGCCAGCGACACCGAGGAAAACGAGAGCGAGCCGGAGGCGGACUGCGUCGCCAAGAGGGAGGCCCCCCCGUCCGGGGGCGGCGUCGGCGAGCCGAGGGCGGGGGGCUGGAGCGAGGCCUCCGGCGGCAGGGGAUCCCCCGGACCGUGUAAGUCGCAGCGCGGAGAAAAGGCGAGCGGCAAGAGGCCCCACAGCUCCGCGGGAGAGCAGUGCAAGGAGCGGCAGCUGACAUCCAACACCUCGGCGAAAGAUCAAGUUUUUAUCAACAAGUGCGUGGAGCUGCAAUGCUACAUCCACCCGCUGUCGUCAAUCUUGAAUGGCCUUCGUUCGGGGAGAUACAAAGAAAGGCUCAGCAGUUUCCAGGAGAGUGUGGCUAUGGACAGGAUUCAAAGGAUCAUGGGUGUUCUGCAGAACCCCUUCAUGGGGGAGAAAUAUGUUGAUAUCAUUCUGAAAAUGGAGGCGAUGUUAAAGAGCUGGUUCCCUCACGUGAAACUUCCAGAACGACUCGCCACCACCCAGACAGAGGGAUUUGUGCCCAGCAAAAGACUUAAGCCAUCUCCGACGACGACGACGUCUGCGGCUGGGAGCUCCGUGUCUCGCGCCGAUCCUCCAGCCGGCACCAAAGCCCUGAGGGUCUCGGACCUCACUCCCCCCGAAGCCUACUCCGCCAACAACCUGAAGUGGCUCCACACGUCGCCUAUCUGCUCCCCCACAGCCGAGGAGGCCCAGGCCGGUCCCAGGCACCCGCUGUUGCCCAGAGACAAGGACCUCACGCAGGACAGUGCCGUCUCCUCCAGCACAGACGGCCGCGAUAAGACAGACUCCGGGCCCAGGGGCCCGCCGCCGGGCAAAAUCAACGCACCCUGCCUGGAACGGCUCCUUAAAUCCACAGACAGCAUCAUCACACGCAAGGAGACGGGGGCUUUGACGGGCAGCGGCUGGUCCUAGUCCACACAUGGGGGGUCGGGGUCGGGGCGUCCAGCUAUGACCGCCAUUCGCCCCGGCCUCGCCUUGGCCCACCCUGCUCAGAGCCAAUCAGCUCGCUUCGCUCAUUCCAGCCUCCAGGAUAGACGGGAACGUUCAAAUAAGAAAAGGGGACGUCACGGAGUCGUCUUCGGCGCGGAGCGGUGCGACGGCGGACGCGGCGUCGUCUCUUUGACGUGACGGGUGUCCACCUUCGUUUGCCCUUUUGUUGACUCAACCUCGUUUCUCUGUUUUGCGUUCUUGAGUUGGCGCGUGUGAGCGUCAAAAGGGUGAGGCGGCGCGUGCGCAGACAGCCAGAGCAAAUGUCAGAACUGGACUCUUCCCACCCGGCUCACAGGUUUAAACAACGCAGGUUUCCCUGGAAGAGAAGUGUUAGGUGGUAGGAAGGAUUAUUCCAGAUAUCCAUACAUGGUCUACAUAUUGUUGUGCUGAAAAUGUGGCUGAAAAUGUGACGUUAACGCCCCCCCCCCCCCCCCCCCCCCCCUUCCCCGCCUCCCAAUGACUCCACUCUUAGGUUUAUUGAUGUGACUGUUACUCAUUUCUACUCUUCAUUGAUGAAUCCUUUUUGGUACAACUGUUCUACCUCAUCGAGCACCACGUCAUGGUUAGUGAGUUGGAAUGUGACCACUUUGCUCAGAGUCUGGACCCCCCGGCCAGGUCUGCGUUGAGCCAAACGAGGCCGUGCCGUACAAACAGAGGAUGCUCUCUCUCUCUCUCUCCCUCUCUCUCUCUCUCUAUGGGGGAUGCUCUUGUGGCCUGACUGGUGCCAUUGUAAAGAAUGUCAACUGCAGAUUUGUUUUUCUGAGGCUCCCAGAGGAAGGCAAACAGUGCCUGUAAAGUCAAGCUGUGCCUGUAAGCCGGUUUGAUGAAGAAAAAAAAGAAAAAAAAAAGAGAAGCAUUUAGAGUACCCUCACCUCUGUGGGAUCAACGGAAUCAGGAAAUGUCACUCUCCCGCCAUCUUUCCUGUAUGAGUAAAUUAUUGCCAACUACUAGCUGUGGUGGAGUAGAACAACUACUAUCAUUUUAUUUUGCCACAGAGCUAGACGCCGUGUUAGACCGCCUGAGAGGGACAAGGGAUUUGUCUGUGUAAAUCUUACUGCGAAGGUUGUCGAUUUACCCUGAAAAGUGGCCUUUAUAGUGUGAAAUUUUAUACUUUCUAAAUAAACGUGGUUAUAUUUGUUUGAUGCAAA
Molecule: messenger RNA, 2415 nt
Organism: Fundulus heteroclitus (mummichog)
Lineage: Eukaryota; Metazoa; Chordata; Actinopteri; Cyprinodontiformes; Fundulidae
Product: circadian-associated transcriptional repressor
Exons: 6
Coding region: 206-1189 (327 amino acids)
Biological process (GO): circadian regulation of gene expression; negative regulation of DNA-templated transcription
Cellular component (GO): nucleus
Molecular function (GO): RNA polymerase II cis-regulatory region sequence-specific DNA binding
Source: RefSeq, a predicted model, not a curated record